AUGUCGCUUGAGAACCAGGUCGAGAACCUCAACAUUGAGGAGGGCGCAACCGUCGAGAUUCACUCGCGUCCCGAGCGCAAGGCGCGCAAGGCUCUCGAGGGCCUUGGCCUCAAGAAGGUGCCGGGAAUCCAGCGCGUUACCCUCCGCCGCGCCAAGAACAUUCUCGUCGUCGUCGCCAACCCCGAGGUCUACAAGAGCCCGGGGUCCGACUGCUACAUUGUGUUCGGCGAGCCCAAGAUUGAGGACCCCAACUCGGCUGCUCAGAUCGCUGCCGCGCAGCAGCUCCAGGCCUCGACUCAGGCCGCGCAGGCUGCUCACGCCGCUGGCGGGUUCAAGGACGGCGUUCCCCAGUCCCUCGAGGAGCUUAUGGGCGGUGACGAGGCUCCCCAGCUCGAGGACGGCGAGAAGGUCGCGCCCAAGGUCGGGACUGGCGGCAGCGGCAAGGUUGAGGAGGAGGACGUCAAGCUUGUCGUCGCCCAGACCGGCUGCACCCCGGAGAAGGCGCGCGAGGCCCUCGAGGCCGAGAAGGGCGACCUCAUCAACGCAAUCAUGCGUGUCGGCGCGUAA
Molecule: messenger RNA, 567 nt
Organism: Cutaneotrichosporon cavernicola
Lineage: Eukaryota; Fungi; Basidiomycota; Tremellomycetes; Trichosporonales; Trichosporonaceae
Gene: EGD2
Exons: 3
Coding region: 1-567 (188 amino acids)
Biological process (GO): protein targeting to membrane
Cellular component (GO): cytoplasm; nascent polypeptide-associated complex
Source: RefSeq, a predicted model, not a curated record